AUGGCUCCGAAUAUAGCCAACGAAACGGUGGCCGAGGCAUCGGCAGAAGGGGAAUUGUCAUCUCACGUUGACGAGCUCAGCUUGAAGACGGCUCAGCGAUCCGGAAAAGCCGCCAUCACCCACGACGGCACGGGCUUGUUCGAGGACGAGUUGACUCGAGAGGCUGCGCUUACGGCCUUGACUGCUGAAGAGGAGAAGCGGCUGCUCCGAAAGGUCGAUUGGCGCCUGAUACCACUGCUUUGCACGCUAUAUCUUGUGAAGAAGCUGGACGAAAAUAACGUUUCCAAUGCACGAAUUAUGAACAAGGGCACGGAUCGUAAUAUCCUGACCCAGCUCGGCAUCACGUCUGACCAGUUUGGCAUGGUCACGGUUCUAUACACUGUGCCAUACAUUGUGGCCGAAAUCCCCUCCAAUCUGCUGUUGAAAAAGUUCAAACCGUCACGUUGGCAAUCUAGAAUCAUGUUCUCAUGGGGCCUCGUCACUGCUUGUACCGCGGCAGUUAGCAAUCUCGGUGGUCUUUACGCUUGUCGCUUUCUCCUUGGUUUGACCGAAGCAGGAAUGUUCCCUGGCAUCAUUCUUCAACUAUCCUACUGGUAUCGGCCUGACGAGAUUGCCGUUCGAUUGAUCUGGAUUUGUAAUGUUGCAGGUAUCAUCGGUGGUCUUUUGGCCUAUGCAUUCCAUGCUGUUUCGGGGGCUGGGGGAUUAUCUGGCUGGCAAUGGCUGUUCGCUAUUGAGGGGGCUGCCACUGUGGCUCUGUCCAUCCUUGUCUACUUUACCCUCCCUGAUUCACAGUUGACAUCUUCACCAGUCCCUGGUAAUACGAAAUGGCUAUCGCCCGUAGAGAAAGCAUUCCUUCAGGCCCGCCUGCCACCAAACGCUCCCCGCUCAUCAGAGAAGAAUUUUGUCUUUAAGGAAGUUCUACACAGUCUCAGUGACAAGAGACUCUGGCUGUUUACUCUCAGUUGGGCUCUAAUGACGAGCGGAAAGAACGGUAUCGAUUUCUACCGACCUACCAUCAUUUCCCACAUGGGUUUCAGCGAUAUUGCUACUGCCCAGGUCUUGAACAUCCCUACGUCUUUCUUAGCAAUUAUCCUGAUCCUCGUCUUGGGUUACGCGUCCAACACAGCAAUGAUCCCAAUUCCAAUCUACCCUAUUGGAUGCACAAUCGUCAUCAUUGCCAUGUACUCAAUCCUCGUGGUAUAUCCCAACGACAUCGGCGUAUAUAUUGGAAUGAUGAUUGGAAUUGCCUGUGGUACCGCUUGGUUUCCUCUUAUGUGGCCGUGGCGCGCUCAAACCGUCAACGGAGCCACCGGUUCGGCGUUUGCGAUUGGAUUUGUCAACAGUUACGGCCAGGUUGGUGAUGCUAUUGGGCCGCAGAUGUUCCAGGAAAAGUACGAGCCCCGAUAUCAAUUGCCAUUCGGUCUCUCAAUGGCCCUCAUUGCUCUAUGUGGCAUUGUCAACGGAGUGACAUGGUGGGUUACUCGGCGGACGGAGAGUGACACACGGAAGCAUAAGCUGGCUCGGCGGAAGGCAAGGGAAAAUAACGAGGCGGUCCUUGACGAUGUUUUAGACCGGGACUUUCAGCCCACAUCGCGUGGCGUUUGA
This is a messenger RNA of Clonostachys byssicola, 1605 nucleotides long. NCBI's taxonomy places the organism in Eukaryota, Fungi, Ascomycota, Sordariomycetes, Hypocreales, Bionectriaceae. The record is from the annotation of a GenBank genome assembly.